Mangifera indica (mango) is the source of this 821-nucleotide messenger RNA. RefSeq lists its product as uncharacterized. The transcript has 2 exons. The record is from RefSeq and is a predicted model, not a curated record. NCBI's taxonomy places the organism in Eukaryota, Viridiplantae, Streptophyta, Magnoliopsida, Sapindales, Anacardiaceae. Bases 96 to 599 code for a protein of 167 amino acids.
UAACCCCUCAAUAACCCAUAGAAAAAAAAUCCUCCCAAAAAAACACCAUAGCUUCCCCCACCCCUCCGGGUGAGGUCCUUGAAGGACCUCAGCGGAUGUUCCACCGCUACGUGCCACCGCCGCCACCACCACCUAUGGCAGAACGACCAUCUUCCCUGGCUGCAGAGCCACCACGACAUGGGACGUUGUUGCACAAACAACGCUCGUGGUCACCGGAUAUUUAUCGGGAUGAGGCCUGGCUUAGGCGUAAAGAUAAUAUAAAAAAUAAAAGAAGCAAGAGCGUGACGGACGAGGACCUUGAUGAACUCAAAGCUUGUAUUGAAUUAGGGUUCGGAUUUGACUCUCCUGAAGUGGAUCAACGCUUAUCCGAUACGUUUCCCGCCCUGGAACUUUAUUACGCCGUUAACAAGCAUUACAAUGAUACGGUUUCAAAGUCAACGCCGUCUUUAUCAACGGCGUCCGAUUCUGAAUCAUCGCCCUCUUCAGUGGGCAGCCCUCAUACAUUAUUCAGCUCUGGUGAUAAUGAUCCGAAGGCGGUGAAGACAAGAUUGAGGCAGUGGGCGCAGGUGGUGGCUUGCUCGGUGCGGCAAUGUUCGUGAUGCGAUGACGGUGUCCAAUGUUCAUCUAUGCCUACAUGUUGAUGUUCAUCGCAAGGACAGGGUUAAAUGUGAACCAAACCAAAGUUAUCAAAGUAACCAAACAUCAUGGUCAACAACUUGUUUGAUUUGAUUUGAUUCGAUUCUUUCUUCCACCUACCGAUUGCAUCUGUCUGUUUGGUUAUAAAUUAUAAUUAAAAAAACCCCACCUUGCAUUUGUAAGCA